AGUGAGGAGGGGAUAAGAUCUUUUUUGAAACAAUUUUAAUUCUUUCUUUGCGGGGGUCACAAAAGAGAAAAAAGUAUUAAAAAAUCUCCUCUGCCUCCCACUAGUGACUUGAAAAGAUCCACAGAUGAAAAGGUGUAAAGCUAAUUGCUUUGAAAUCUAACAAGAUAGAAUGCAUUCCCGGCUACUAUUUAUUUUUCAUAUUAGUCUGGGAAUGCUGUUAAUAAAGUAAGCAUUCCUAGAAAGCGCGCGAGAAUGGGUAUAGAGGGGACACGGGAGGGAGGAGGUGGGGAGAGGAAGCCAGCGCGCAUAAAUCUGGCCUAUUUUUACUCAAGCGUUGAGAAAACGAAAUACCAAUGAGUCUUUCCUCAAUUUUACAGUAAAAGUACCAAAAAGCUUUCCCAAGAAAGCAAACAACGAAAGUCAACUCCUUCUGCUCACAGCUCCCUCCCUCAUUUUGGGAGGGUGGAAAAAAAAAAGUCCCUUCGCGCCUAGAGCUCCGCCCACUUGCUUGAGGUUUUCAAACAGGUCCGCCGCCAGGCAAUAUAAGGCUUGGUCUCCAGUUUUGUAACCCCUAGCUUCUUGCUCUUCGGCUUUCAGGUUUUUGCGUACUGAAAGGAUGUCUGGUCGCGGGAAAGGCGGCAAAGGGCUGGGAAAAGGAGGCGCCAAGCGCCACCGGAAGGUCUUACGGGACAACAUCCAGGGUAUUACGAAGCCCGCCAUCCGCCGGCUGGCCCGCCGAGGGGGUGUCAAGCGCAUUUCGGGACUCAUCUAUGAGGAGACCCGGGGAGUACUUAAAGUAUUUCUGGAGAACGUGAUCCGCGAUGCAGUGACUUACACGGAGCACGCCAAGCGCAAGACCGUCACGGCAAUGGACGUGGUGUACGCGUUGAAACGCCAGGGCCGCACGUUGUAUGGCUUCGGUGGCUGAGCAGUCCCGGCGGCUUAUCUCCACAUUUCUAAAGGCCCUUUUAAGGGCCCCCAGGACGUCAAGAAAAGAGCGAAUACUUUGCAUUUACUGUGUGAAUGUGGAAUCUAGACGCAGAUCGGUGCAUUGGCUGAAAUGCACCAGCCCGGUGUCCUGAAAGUACCUGUCCCG
This is a messenger RNA of Prionailurus viverrinus (fishing cat), 1096 nucleotides long. RefSeq names its product histone H4. Lineage: Eukaryota; Metazoa; Chordata; Mammalia; Carnivora; Felidae. The coding region runs from base 617 to 928 and encodes 103 amino acids. Gene Ontology annotation, molecular function: DNA binding; protein heterodimerization activity; structural constituent of chromatin. Gene Ontology annotation, biological process: nucleosome assembly. The record is from RefSeq and is a predicted model, not a curated record. Gene Ontology annotation, cellular component: nucleosome. The transcript has a single exon.